Messenger RNA from Sphenostylis stenocarpa, 192 nucleotides. The record is from the annotation of a GenBank genome assembly. NCBI's taxonomy places the organism in Eukaryota, Viridiplantae, Streptophyta, Magnoliopsida, Fabales, Fabaceae.
CUUCUCAUAUUUGCCACUACUAGAGGCCAAAGAUGGAAGGACGCCAGCUCCAAAUUCCACAGCCUACUUUGGAAAGACGAGUUGUUCUCAUGGUUUAUGCAUACCAUCAACUCUGACAAAAGUAGGUUAACAACGAGGAGGACUGGUCUAAGGGAAUUUGAAGGCACAGGGAGGCAUUGGCAUAACACAGAA